This is a messenger RNA of Porites lobata, 9413 nucleotides long. Lineage: Eukaryota; Metazoa; Cnidaria; Anthozoa; Scleractinia; Poritidae. The record is from the annotation of a GenBank genome assembly.
CUUCUUGAGGCAUCAAAAUGUCAGGAACACCUCUUAUAGUGCUAAGUACGUAGCAUUUUCUGUUAGUGUGCUUUGCAAUGUGCUGAAAACUAAGCGCUUACUUAUUUUGUAGAUCAAAACACAAGACGAGAAUCUGGUCGAAAAGUACAACUUGGAAAUGUCGAGGCAGCAAAGGUAUAACGUACCCUUAGUAUUUUAUUGUGAUAUUUAAAAAAACUUGCACGAGAGAACAAAACUGCUUUUAUGGCACUUGAUUUUGUGACAGCGACGCCGUAAAGUACAGUUUAUAAAUCUGCUGGCUGUUUGUCUUCACAGACUGGUGUGAUGUUUAAACCACGCAAAGUAAGCUCUGCUCUUGAUAAUUCAGUGACAGCUUCUUAUUUUAUUUUAGACUAUUGCAGACAUUAUUAGAACAUGUUUAGGACCUAAAGCCAUGCUGAAGGUUAGUACAGCUGUAAGAUAAGAUAUGAGAGACACUCCAUGAGAGUCGUUUGAAUUUUGAUUUUAAAAGAGAAUGGCAAAAUCGGUCCCAAUUUUUUUACCUUUUGAAAUGAUUAAUAAAUCACAGUGUUCUUUAUCAGUUAUUUUACUUGGGUAGCCUCAGGGCCCCUUUUAUAAGGGUCAGUCAGGACAAAAGUAUAAAGGGAGUCAUUAAACUGUGUUUGCGGAAUUCUCAAAGCUUGUUGUAAAAUCAACAUGUACAACAUAGGUACUGAUUGUAGUUGUAUUCUUGGUGGGGUGGUCAGGGGCACUUUAACUGAUAUACAUGGUAUGUGACCACAAAGGCCCUGGUGUUGAGUUUAUCUGAUGUCCCAGCUGUAAUCUUCUGAAGGACACGCAACAAGCUUUGCUUGUUUCGAAAACAUGGAGUCAGCGUAAUUCAGGUAUAAAUGUAUUGUGUCAAAUGCAAGCCUCUUUUAUUUGCUGUGCCUGCUGGAAAUCUAUUUAACAAACAAAAUGAAAGUAGAACUCAGUGUUGGUAAGGCACAAGUGAAUGCACAGUCUAUAACUCCAUUUAAGUCAAGUUAAUUCAGGUUGCAUUACAGUUUCUUAUAUUUUAUGUUUUCAAGCAUGUGGCGUUGCUUGGUGUCUGAGAGCUUCAAUAAAUUUAUGAUUCCCUGUUGCAACUCAGUGACUUUUGGUCACCGAGCACCAAUUGAAUAACCGAUUGAUGAAUAGGUUCAUGUGACUGUACAUUUCAUGUUGAACAUUGUUACACAUUAUCUUUACCCACAAAUACAGCUGUCUCUCCUUAGUUGAUCCUCACCAUUCGCAAGGCUACUUGCAUUAAAGUAAUUGUGAAUAAAAUUGUUGAAUUCAAUAACAGUCUUGUUUACUGUGUUGUUCAAUUCAAUUUCCUCAUUCAUGAUCCGCCAUGAUUCCCCCUGUUGAUACUGGACAUACUAUAGAGGGCUUUCUUAUUCACGUACAUGUAUUAUGAAAGUGGCUCUCAACAUCAAUCACACCUGUAAGGUAAAAGCGCGUGUUCACCUGCACUUCCUAACCCUUGGUUACUGCUAGUUUAUUGUUUGCCCCACUGUAGUCAUUUAUCAGUGGUAAUGACAUUCUGACGUUGUCAAUUUGCUGUUCUACAUUGAUUAGAACUUUACAAUCACUGGCAACAAUAUUAGCACCAAAGUCCAGCACAGCAAACUGACAACAUUGCCUGAUGAAGAACAGUAGCACAUGGUCAGAAUGUGGCAGUCAAUACAGAGUGACUAUUGUGAGAAACUGAUAAUAAUGAUACUAUUUUAGCCCUAACAUACACAACUUAUGCACAUACAGCGACAUAUUGUCUUUCAUUACAUGCAUAUCAACAUGCAACAUGUAGCAGUUCAAGAUUAUUAACAAUGAUGGCAUGGUUGGCAUUAUAAAGAAAAAGAGUUUCUUUUUGUUUUGUUCAAACCAGAUGUUAAUGGAUCCAAUGGGAGGAAUUGUUAUGACAAAUGAUGGAAAUGCAAUUUUGCGUGAGGUUAGGAAUUCCUUGAUUUUCUGUGCAAUUUAAUCAUCAAAUUUGUAUUUAUUAGUUGUGAAAACUGGCUCCUUGAUACUGUGCAUUGGCCUUUGUUUCCCAAGUGACCUUCAAUUAGCAGUUGAGGUCACGUACAUUAAAUUUUACAGUAAACCCCUUUUAUACAUCACUGAGGGCUUUCAGCAUUUAGGAGGAGGGAUGCUUAUUGUCUUGGUUCAUAAUAUUCUUAAAACCAUGGGAUUUCAGUCAUUUUCUGAUAGCAGAUUUGGUUAAUGUGUUCAAUGCUUUUGUUUAGAUUCAAGUGCAACACCCAGCUGCUAAAUCAAUGAUUGAAAUUAGUAGAACCCAGGAUGAGGAAGUUGGUGAUGGAACUACAUCAGUUAUUAUUCUUGGUAAAUUAUGUUUGGAUAUUAACAGUUGUAGGGCAUGUGUAUGUACAUGUGUAAAUUUGUGAAGAAGGAACUUGUAGGAGAAACCAUAACAAAGAGAGAAUUGGAAAAAUAUUGGUCUAUUUUUCUAUGAACCCGACACCAUUUUCAUUCUGGUCAUGUUAGUGUGCCACAAGUACAGACACAGUUCAGUCACAUGAUCUAGGCUUUCAGUUAAAGACAGACCCUGGCUGCUGUGGUAGCUUGUAAACCACAAAUCCAUCAUGCCGUUAUGGGGGCUGUUUUCUGCAAUCAAUGUUUUCUCUUACUAAAUUUGGUACUAAUCUGAAUGGGGUACAAUGAAGAAGAGUAAUUUUAUUAUUUGCUAUAUUUUGCCCGAUGCUCUUAAUUCAGCUGUGAGAACCUUGCUGUUAAGUUCAUAGUUCAAUGUAAAUAGCACAUUUCUGUUUUCAUCACUUCUUAUAUACCAUUAUUUUUUUAAUUGUUGUGGUAAAAUUAUUUCAGCUGGUGAAAUGAUGUCUGUUGCACAGCCAUUCCUUGAAGAUCAAAUGCACCCAACAGUUAUAAUAGGUGCUUAUAGGCAAGCCAUGGAUGAUAUGCUGGAAAUACUAAGAGAUCAAAUUAGUGUUCCAGUUGAUGUGGAUAACAGGGAGGAAAUGUUGAAGAUCGUACGCAGCUCUGUUGGUACAAAGUUUGUCCAUAAAUGGUAAGUGUUUAAAUGUAUGUCAUGAUCAUGUGUUGAUGGGCUGUACUCAAACUAGUACCCAGUAAAAAAAUUAUUAUUGUUUUUUGUCUCCCAACAUAAGCUUUGGGAGGGAAAGAAAAGUUGACCUUGUGACCAGACUAUAAGUCAUCUUUUUUACUGAGGAAAUGUACAUACACGAACAACAACCAUGUGACUUCUGUGAUUAAAAGAAAAGUAUCCAAUUUUCCUUGUAUAAAUAGGUUUGUACAUUAAAAAUGUAUAGGUGUAGAUGUAUGUUUUUCAAAAAAAAAAUUUGAUCAUGUGUUCUUACAUACAUGUAUGUGUAUUGUUACUUAUAAUAAUAUUUGGUCACUAUAAAAGCCUCUUUUCUCUAGGAAUUUCAAAGGUAAAGGAUUUUGUGAGAGAACAAUAAAACGUCCUUUCCCACACAGAUUUUAUUGAAAAAUAUAAUUGUCAACUCCAACCUUUAAAAUAUUUUGGACUUGUAUCUUCCCUUAAACAAGUCUAUAAUAGUAGCAUCACACAAAACCCUACUCUUUCAAUCCCACAAGAUUCACUUCUUACCUUAUUCCUUAAGAACGCAAAAGGAACUAAGGUCGUCUACAAAAAACUUGUCUGUGAAAAAAGGUCUGCCCCGGUGAGAAGUCAAGCAAAAUGGAACACUACGGUCCCCUAAGAGGGAUGUGUUGCUGAUUGGAACACAGCAUAUACCUUGGCAUUCAAGUGUACUUAAAGCACGACGCUUAUUAAUUUUCAGUAUUGAUUUCUGCAUAGAAUACUUCCCACAAACUCAUUUCUGAAAAAGAUUGGUAUCAAGCAAGACCCAAACUGCUCCUGAUGCUGUACCACUGACGAAAAUCUCGCUCAUCUUUUCUGGCACUGUCCAAACAUUCAAACUUUUUGGGGAACUUUGACUGAAAAGCUUGCUGAUUUCCACUUUAUACCUGGAGACUACUCGAUGGAAAUUGCAGUUUUUUUAGGCUUAAAGUCGGAUACCUCCAAAUUUUCUCUUCAGAUAAACUUCUUCUUUCUUUUAGCCAGACACUACAUCUGGGGUUGUGGAACCUGCAACAGGUCCCCUCAGCUCAAAAUGUUUUUGUAUAUUUGUCUCAGCUUACUGCAAUAUUUUUAUUUAUAACUUAUUUUUUACUUUUGACUUAGGGGAGACCUUGCCUGUAACAUGGCAUUAGAUGCAGUGCAAACUGUUGUUAGAGAGCAAGGUGACAGGAAAGAGAUAGACAUAAAAAAUUAUGCAAAAGUUGAAAAGGUAAAUGGUAACUUUGACUCAUUGAUUCCUUGAAUGUUUAUGACAUUGCAGUUAAUUUUUUAUUUCACUUAAUCUUUGUUUUAAAUUCAUUAGCAUACAUUACCAUACCCAAAAACAAUGGAAAAAUAAAAAUUAACUACAACAUACACAAUCAGCAUGAAAUUUACUGAUAUAUGUAACUACUGAUCCCAACUUGCGGGUAACAAAUUUAAGGUUCCUGGGGAUGACCUGGAAGAUUCUUUUGUUUUGUCUGGAGUAAUGGUCAACAAAGAUGUCACGCAUCCAAGAAUGAGAAGGUAAUAAUCAUAAUAAUAAAAAUAAUAAUAAACUUUAUUUAAGUGUCAGGUACUUUAGCUAUGAAGCUAAUUGGGGACACUAUGAGAUGCUACAGGGUGUUGCAAAAGUUCGUUCCGAUUUUCUUUUUUUUUGCUUAAACUUCAACGGUUACGAAAACUAGGUGUGUUAUUCCUUAUUCAUUUUAUAUUGAAUAAAACAAAUAUUAGUAACCAGGAUGGCCUCCUUUAUUUUUUUAACAUUUUCUAAGUGGUGGGGUAUAGAAUGUGUGAGCUUUGUAAACAUGUAUAGCCCUAGGUAACAUUUUUCCAGGCAAAGUUGAGUCACCUUCUCAGCUUGUCCAGUGUUUUCCGGGCUAGAUCUUUGUAUGCUGUCUCAUCAGCGACACUCCAGAUGUUCAGAUCAGGUGAGUUUGCUGUUGCAGUGGUUCUUUUGGUAUAACGUUUGGCAAAUUCUUCAUUUCUGACACCAUCUAAUUUUGAUAUUGUGAAGUUUGAGCCGUUUAAAUAUAAUUAUACUACUAAACUUUGUUGGUCUGAAUAAUUAUCUCCUUAAUGACCAGAUGACUGUAAAAAGGUGCCUGAGCUCUAGCACAAACAGUUUUUGGGUUGAAAAUGGCAAAAAUACAAAAUGCUCAGGAAAAAUAUGGCGGGAAAAAAAUUAAUUUUGAUAUUGUGAAGUUUGUUUUUUAGCUAUCCCUCAUGUUUAAAUAUAAUUAUACUACUAAAUAGGUUUUCUGAUUGACUUUCUCGAAAGUUCCUCAAAACAAACGGUUCUCCACUCCUUGGUUUGUCUUCUUAAGACUUUCUUUUUGACUACUUUGUUAACCCUUUGUUCAGUCUUGUUCAAUGAUUUAUAAUCUGAACAUACCAGUACAUGUACUUUGUAAUUUAAUGUUAAAAAGAAAGAAGUAUUAGUAAAAGUGACCCGUUAUGUGUUUGUUUCUUUUCAUAGGAGAAUAGAAAAUCCUAGAAUAGUUCUUUUGGAUUGUUCCUUGGAAUACAAAAAGGGAGAAAGCCAGGUAAGUUGCCGUAUUAUGCUUUAAUCUGUGCUUCACUCUCGUGUUUGGUGCAAAAUGUUUGUUGCACACAUUUUGUAUCACAUCUGUUCUAGAAGGUUCGUAGUUACAUGGGUAUCCUUAGCUUAUGAUGAUCACCAAAAGGAUAUUUUUGCAUACAUGGGUACAUGCCCAAGACAACUGUUAAGUCCUAUUGUACAUCAAGUACAGGUGUAUUGCAAAAAUUAAGUCACAAAAGACCUGUCAUCAGUUGCCCGCGAUUUCCCAAACAGGUGAUUCAUGUAUUGGCUUUGGCAAUGGCAAGGCAGAUUUUUUUGUAGCCCUCCUUACAUGUAUGUUCCAACUGGUGAUCUGUUUCUUGUAUUGACUUUUGUGCACAAGUGAGAUGCCUGAGUAAUUAUACCACUAUUAUCCAACAAUGAAUGUUUUUAUUGCCUCACUCAUCUUUCCUUGUAUAACACAUUUCCUGGGUUCAUUUUUACUACACUGCUACAUUACGGUUUUUGAAGAAUGUUUAAUUUCAAUCACUUACCAUUUUUCAGACAAGCCUAGAAAUUUCACAAGAAGUGGACUUCAAGUGAGUAGUGAUUUUUUAGUACAAUGAAGGCCAAAAGAACUUGGGACUGUGUGAAGAAAAACUCUUCGAAGGACUCUGCUCCUAAUGACAAUUUUUUGAUCGGCUUUGGGUUCAUCCCGUUGUGGCCCCAUUCCUCCCCAGCAAUGUUGUGGCCACCCAUGUUGUGCAAAAUUCAACUUUGUUUGGGGUGGGAGGGGAGGUUUCGCUGGUUUUACUAAUAUCACUGGAAAGGUCCCAACACUUUUGACCUUCUUUGUGGUUGUAGAGCAGUAACGAAAAAACAAGAAGAAAAGUAUUUUUAGAAUGUGAAGUAAUUGGCAUUCUGAAAAUUAAUUAUUGUCAAACAUUUAAGUGAGCUUUGAGUGUUGAAAUUCUUGUUGUACCAUUGGUUAAACCCCGUAUUGCUUCGUGUACAUUUAGAGUGAUUAAUUUUAUACAUCCAGACAACCCCUUAUGAGUUUCUGAUACAUCUUAAUAUAAUGUUUUCCGUCAGAUUGUCAGUCAAAAAUGAUUUGUUACCAGUUAUAAUUUACAUCCAUUUGGGUUAGCAUCUUACCUACCAUGCCUAGAAACUAAGUUAGUUCUGUCAUUUUCAGUCGUGUUCUUCAGUUAGAAGAGGAGUAUAUUCAGCGAGUGUGCAGUGACAUCAUAGCAAUAAAACCUGAUGUUGUGUUUACAGAGAAAGGGGUGUCAGGUAUGUAAAGUUCAACACCAGAUUAAAUCCAUUUCAGCAUUUGCCCUUCCCCUAAGGAAAUAAAUGAUACACUCUUUGAAGAGGUCACCUCACCAGAAAAAUUUGAACUGGUAAUCACAAUUUAUUUUCCCCUUUCCUGACAUUAUAGACCUAGCACAGCACUUCCUUGUAAAGAAUGGUAUAACAGCUAUACGCAGGAUUAGGAAGACUGAUAACAAUCGUAUCGCACGUGCCUGUGGUGCAACAAUUGUGAACAGAACUGAAGAACUGAAGGAAGAAGAUGUGGGAACACAAGCUGGAUUGUUUGAAAUAAAGAAGUUUGGAGAUGAGUAAGUGUGAGUUUAGUCAGUUGCAUUGCUCUUACUGGUGUCGGGAGUCAAUGUUCAAUAUUUUUUGUUGUCAGGUACUUCUGUUUUGUGACAGAAUGCAAGAAUCCCAAGGCGUGUACCAUCCUACUCAGGGGAGCCAGUAAGGAUAUCUUGAAUGAGGUAAUCAAAACUGUGCACAUUAUUUUAAGGGCUAAUAUUUUUACAAUAUAGUUAAAGUUAAAAGUGCAAGACUUGUGUGAUCUGAAGGGGAUGACCAUAACCUGAAAAAAAUUCUAGUGCAAAUAAAUCAUCCUCUCCGUCUAUAGUUACAUGUAAACUAAUGUGAAGACCAGUGAACCAGUGUACAUGUAACCUGAGCUACAGUUGUGUGCUACUAUAAUGACCAUGGUUUGUUGUGUUAUGUUAGGUGGAACGUAACCUUCAUGAUGCUAUGAAUGUAGCAAGAAAUGUAAUGUUGGAUCCCAGGCUGGUGCCCGGUGGUGGAGCUGCAGAAAUGGCCCUUUCUCAUGUAAGUAACCUAUAGUGGUCAUCAGCCGGCCCGACUGUGUUCCGCUUAUGAUAUGCAAGCAGGUUAAUGCUUCAAGCUUUUGUCCUUGUCUUUUCCACCAAAAAUGCAAAAAGCCAUACGGAGGCAAUCAUAGCUAGUAUUUAUCUAGCUACUGAUUUGCUUAAAAAUAGCACAGGGUUAUGGUAUAUACAGCUGUAUCAGUAUGUAGGUGAUCUUUUCUGUUAGUGUAUUUAAACUAUCGUUAACUGUGAUGAGGUAUUUCUGUUUGCUUACAUGUUGAAUGACAGGUGUUAACGGAAAAAGCUAAGUCGGUAGCGGGUGUUCAACAGUGGCCUUACAAAGCUGUUGCUAAAGCUCUGGAAGUCAUUCCACGCACUUUGAUCCAAAACUGUGGUGCUAACACGAUCAGGACUCUUACUGCUCUCAGGGUAAGCUGCUCGUCCCACCCAUCACUGCACAUUUUUUAGCAGCUUAUUGCUUUAGUGAUAAGUAAUAAAGAUAUUUAAACAGGGAGCUCACGUCACACGUGGUUUUCAGUGGCGCCCUGCAUUAAAUAAAUUACAAAUAUAAAAAUGCCUAAAUAUUGAAAAGUUAAAAACGUCUUUGGCUAUCGCUUUGUUGUAUUUUUUUUGGUGUUGAUGCCCCUCUCAGGGCUCAGGAAUCAAAAUGAGAUGUUGUCUAGCUUGUAUUUCUCACUUUAACUGGGUGACGUUUUCGUCAACCAGAUUGUUUGAAAAACAAUAUUUUUGACAUUUGUGUGAUAUUUUUGCAGGCUAAACACGCGGUUGAAGGUAACACAUCCUGGGGUAUCAACGGUGAGACUGGUGAAAUAACAGACAUGGGUGAACUUGGUGUGUGGGACACGUAUUCUGUCAAGGCGCAGACAUUCAAGACUGCUAUUGAGGUAGUGGCCCCUUAGAUACACAUAGAUAAACAAUUGAUGGAUAGCGUAGAGCAAACUCGUCCCCAGGACUUUUCCCGCGCCGCUCCGGGAACGCAGGCGGGAAGACAUCAGGGGACAAGGUUUAGCGUAUUAAAAGCUUUUAAAAUUGGGACAGAUUAACUGAUUGAUGAAAAGUACGCUUUGUUAACCGUAGGUUGCGAGUACGUUCUCCGUUGCGCCCUCCUUUGUAUUAUUUACGCAUACUGUGUUUCGGGUAUUUGAUUGAGUUGUCUUUUGUUAUUUCUUCAGACCGCCAUGCUUUUACUGCGUAUCGAUGACAUCGUAUCCGGAACAAAGAAAGCCAGCGGUAAAGAAGGAUCUCAGUCAGGAGCGGCUCCUACUUCAGGGCCGCCGGCUGAUGACUAGACAUGUCCUGAACACACCCUACACCAACUUCCGACCUUACGCCAGCGCUUUUUCGAUGAUUUUUCAAGCUUACACGAAGCUUUUUUCUGUCAAAAUAAGCAGACUGACUUGCAGAAAGCCAGAUCUUAGCAUUGAACGAUUUACAGGUUUAGUGUAUGUUUGUUUCCAACAUUUUAGGCUUGGAGUAGCACUCUACUUGGCUUGCUGCAAUGUGAAAAACUAAUGUACCGCUGUAUCUUUCAGAAUAUUCAAAUCACGGUUACUUUGGCGCAGCUCAGUCACAUGAUUUUGGCCUUGGGAAUAAAAUUAUAUGCCGAUAGAUUGUGAUCAAUUCAUAACUAAACACAUUA